AUGAGAGAUAUUCGACGAUCCACCAAACCACACAAACAGAAGUAUGACUCGGUAAGUACGACACCAGCCGGUUUUAUCUGCCUUCCUUAUGUUUCAGGUGUGACGGAGCGAAUUGCGAGGCGUCUGAAGAAGAAUGAUAUCGUGGUACGAUACGGUACGGUCAGCAAAAUACAAAACGCUCUUCCGAUAGCCAUAGACAAACUAACCCCAUUAAAGGGAGCUGGAGUCUACCGGCUAUCUUGCAGUUGCGGGAAAUAUUACGUUGGCCAAACUGGACGUAACAUCGAGUGCCGCAUCAAGGAACACGAAAGAGACCUCCGACUAAGGAAGAUCCAACAAUCUGCAGUCCCAGAGCAUUGCCACAAAGGAGGACACAGCAUAGAGUUCGAAAAGACCAAAGUGGUAGCAAGAAACGGACAUUAUUUCCAAAGAUUGACGAGAGAGGCGAUAGAGAUUCAUCGACAUGGGAAUAACAUGAAUAGAGAAGAUGGCUGGGAACUCAGCAGCACAUGGAAGAUGUUGGUGAACUCAACGAAGCCUUCUCCACCCGGAUUUGACAAAACAACUUAG
Messenger RNA from Onthophagus taurus, 570 nucleotides. The record is from RefSeq and is a predicted model, not a curated record. NCBI's taxonomy places the organism in Eukaryota, Metazoa, Arthropoda, Insecta, Coleoptera, Scarabaeidae.